AAGCGUCGCAAACAAAAGUAGCCAAUGAGAGAAGGAGCUUGGAACGAACCUACCAUCAUGCCUGCUGCUGCACUCCCUCCCGUCGAAACCAUAAAUGGCCUGAAUGAAAAUGGCAUCAGUGCAUAUAACAUUUGUCUCGAGUUUGAGAAGUCGGCCCCAGCCGGUAGCGUUGCGCUGAUGCACGCAAGGAUACUGGGCUACUUGAUUAUCCAUUCCCCCUCCCCCUCCGCGCGUCAUGAAGUCGUCAAGGUGAUACAUUCGUGCGCACAGGACCACGCAAAGCUGUCCCAACUCGGGCAGACUUUCCUCAACUAUUUCAUCCGUCCCUUCAAGAAGUUCAAAGGUCGGACGCCCGCCCCCUCAGAUCAUCCGUCACGCCCGUCGUUUGAUGUACUCAAGAGGGAUUUGAGGUCUAAAAUUCGGGAGGCACCAAAAUCCCAUACAGAAGCAAAGGAUCUCGCUCUUGUCCGAGACGGGUUUCGGUGUGUAGUGACCGGCUCCUAUGAUCACAACACAGUUGAAGAAACUUCGGCUUCCACCGACGAAAUUGGGGAAGCAGGCACCGUGUACACACGGUGCGCACACAUUGUGCCGGAAUCCACGUAUUUUAACGUAUCUGACCAAGGCCCGAGCAACACAAAGCUCGACUAUGCCGCUUCAGUGCUAGCAGUUUUAAAGCGUUUCGGCUACGACAUUGAACAAACCAAUGGUACUAAAGUACAUUCUCUUUACAAUGUCAUGACCAUGGAAGGUAAUGUCCACGACUGGUUUGAUCGCUUGGAAAUCUGGUUUGAGAAGACGAAAACCCCAAAUUGUUACAAACUACAAAAUCUUUAUCCUAAGUACCGACGGCGAUUACCGGCGGAGGUAACAUUCACCACCCCAGAUCAAGAGAAUCUGCCCGUCCCAUCCGAGACACUCCUCAGUCUGCAUGCUGCUUGUGCCAAGGUCGCGCAUCUUUCCGGGGCAGCCGAAUACAUUGAUAAGCUUGACCGUGAUGUGGAAGACUUGAGUGUAUUAGCAUAUAAUGGAAGUUCGGGUGAGGUAUUAAGGAACGCCCUCUUGAAUCACAUGAAUCAAGUUGUUGGCGUUGGCGCUUAAAAAUGCCGUGGGAGAUAUAUACCUGUUACGAGUCGGCCUGUAGCCCGAUACUUUUACCUUGUUCCUUAAUAUCGAAUUAUGAGAAGCCGACGAGGAUCUUCAAGACCGUUGAACACGGUCACCCAAGGCGAGCCACAAGUACGGCCGGGGCAUAGGGGGAUGAAAAUACGUACUGCUGUCAGCGAACACUGCAGAUUAGACAGCAAGUAUAAUGCAUCCGUGUCAUUUUCAUGAUUCGUUAAUACGGAAGUUGUGAACCUGAUGAGAACAUAACACUCAAAACACAGUGAACAAAAUGCGAAGUAAUUGCAGGUUGCUAUUAUCCGAAAGGUUUUUGACAUCCUUCUCGAGAAAGAAU
Desarmillaria tabescens is the source of this 1459-nucleotide messenger RNA. RefSeq lists its product as uncharacterized. Bases 25 to 1101 code for a protein of 358 amino acids. The transcript is spliced from 6 exons. Lineage: Eukaryota; Fungi; Basidiomycota; Agaricomycetes; Agaricales; Physalacriaceae. The record is from RefSeq and is a predicted model, not a curated record.